GCACAGGUGUCUUCCAAAUCAGCUGUGGGCGGUGUUCAAUUACAAUUCGUUUGUGUUCUGGUGCUGGAAUUAAUGCAAUUUAAUUAAAUUAGAGCAUUGGACAUGUAGCGCAGCUGGACAAUAGGAGAACAUGAAAGAAGUGGGCAUCGCUUUGCCUAAGUCCCGAGGAGUGGGCGUGGGAGUACUUGCAGCCUUCCUGUUGUGCUUCAUAUUCUACUAUUUUUACGGGGGCUAUAUGACGUUGGCGCUCUUCGCUAUAAUCAUCCUAUUAAUAUUCUACUAUGCCCAAGAUCUUCUUCUCUAUCAUCCGGACCUGCCAGCCAACUCUCGCAUUUAUGUACCUAUUCCGACGAUGCACAACCUGCCCCAUAUCACAGUCAGCAUCAAAACGCCCGACAAUGUUACUUUGCACGCCUUUUGGAUUAGUCAGCCGGAGGAGCGCUCCAAGUCGGUGCCCACGUUGCUCUACUUUCACGGCAACGCUGGAAACAUGGGACACCGUAUGCAGAACGUCUGGGGGAUCUACCAUCAUUUGCACUGCAAUAUUCUAAUGGUGGAGUAUCGGGGGUAUGGCUUGUCGACGGGUGUCCCCACAGAGCGAGGAUUGGUUACCGAUGCUAGGGCGGCCAUUGAUUACCUGCACACCCGUCACGACCUGGACCCCUCGCAAUUGAUCCUUUUCGGUCGCUCCUUGGGUGGAGCAGUGGUGGUCGACGUGGCAGCUGAUACCAUAUAUGGACAAAAAUUAAUGUGCGCCAUUGUGGAGAAUACAUUCAGCAGCAUACCGGAAAUGGCCGUGGAGCUGGUGCAUCCCUCUGUGAAGUAUAUACCAAAUCUGUUAUUUAAAAAUAAGUAUCAUUCUAUGAGCAAGAUAAGCAAGUGUUCGGUGCCCUUCUUGUUUAUAUCGGGUCUUGCGGACAAUUUAGUGCCACCGCGCAUGAUGCGUGCCUUGUAUACUAAAUGCGGUAGCGAGCUAAAGCGUUUGCUUGAGUUCCCGGGAGGUUCGCACAACGACACCUGGAUUGUGGACGGGUAUUAUCAAGCAAUCGGAGGAUUUAUAGCAGAGCUACAACAACAGCCAUCACCACUUCUGAAGGCGCCGGAGAAGAGCAAUGUUUGGGUGGAACUAGAGCAUAAAAUUAUUGAUGUAUAGCAUCUGAGCCCGAAUACAUCAAGUGUUCAAUUGACUGUGUUAACACUGCGAAUGGUUUAAUACUUACAGAUACAAACAUAAUAUAAAUCUGUAUUUAGCAGGGUUUUAAUCCGGACGUUUGUUUAUGCCAUGUUGCUUUUUAUGUGCAUAAGAAUAACGUGCUAGCGAAUUUGGCUGUUGAUUUUAAAUAACUACGAUUUUGCUCUAAUGCAAAUGAAGCCACAUUAAAAUCCGAAUUUUAUUUAACUUUUAUUGGUCCGAAGUUUAAUUUACUGAACUCUGCUAUUCUACAAUUCGGCGCGAUUCCUGACGACUUUAUUAUAUAAAUUAUUCAGUAUUUAACAAACAAAAUAGCCUGUACUGUGGACUGAUUUAUAGUUUUCUAAAUGUGCUUAAGAAACUUUCAACCCUAGCACGUUUUCUUUUAGUGUUGGUUCCAUUUUUGAAAUGUUAUGCUAUUUACUUGUUAAGAUUGCGAAAAAAACGAGAAAAACUAGCUUAAGAUUAGACUUAAGUAAACGAAACGUGGAAAAUGAAUAAACAAUAAGCAUACAAUUGCUAGAAUCCAAUGAAA
This is a messenger RNA of Drosophila eugracilis, 1727 nucleotides long. It is a transcript of the gene Bem46, whose product is annotated as protein ABHD13. The record is from RefSeq and is a predicted model, not a curated record. Bases 131 to 1153 code for a protein of 340 amino acids. The transcript has 5 exons. Gene Ontology annotation, molecular function: palmitoyl-(protein) hydrolase activity. NCBI's taxonomy places the organism in Eukaryota, Metazoa, Arthropoda, Insecta, Diptera, Drosophilidae. Gene Ontology annotation, cellular component: membrane.